Molecule: messenger RNA, 5826 nt
Organism: Clonostachys byssicola
Lineage: Eukaryota; Fungi; Ascomycota; Sordariomycetes; Hypocreales; Bionectriaceae
Source: the annotation of a GenBank genome assembly
AUGUCGUACGACAUUCGCGCCAGGGCGCUCCAGAAGAUAGCUUCGCUAUCUGCGACCGCUCCUUCGCCGCUGGACAGAUCCGACCUCGACCGUCUAUGCAGAGCUUGUCACACAGGCGCAAAGAGCAGAGAAUAUACCAAUGGCGCGGGGUCCACCACAUCCGUGGGGAAGAUUCCCAUGACCAUUCGCGAAUUCGAGGUCCUGUUAGCGCUAUGCAAGACGUCACCAAAUAUACAGUCGGCCCAGAGCGCCCAGAGGCUUUCAUAUCAACUGAAGCCAUACAUGCAAGAGGCCCCGUUCCAAACUUUCGUCCCGUCGCCCUUCUUCCGAAAAGUCGAUCCGUCGCCCACCGAGGUUCUCACGUUCCACGUUACAGGGGCAUUGCUCGCUCUCGGACUGAACUACACGGAUCUGCAAGAUGGGGUUUCUGACUGCAUCUCUGGUUUUCUUCAGACCUGCUCUAAGGUCACUGAUGGUGUUCUUGCUCCUCGACUUGGUGGCGGUGACAACUUUCAUCUAUCAGAUGCCAUUCGCACGACGACCGUGGUGCUCGCCCUUCUCGGUUUCAUGGACGCGGUGUCUGCGCAAGCCGACUUUUGGAGACCAGCUGGACGACUACACCUCGCGGAGAAGAUCCGUACUCUAAUCUCAGAGCCCUUUCUUGUUGCCGUUGAGACGGCACUGUCCACGAUUCGCAAUUCCGAGAGUCAGGAUCGGGAAGUCAAGGAAUGGAGACGGCUUAUCCGCCACUAUGCAUACCUCGACCGCCCCCUGGGAGCAAUGCUCCUUCAGCGGACCUUUAUGUGGCUCGUUGUCUCAAGCACAUCUCUUAUGAUAGCCGAUGGGCCAGCUCUUAGGGACAACCAUAUCCUCGACCUCCUCAUGGCGGACUCGGAGAAUUUGGCUCUGGGUUCUUUCAAGCAUCGAGAGGAAGAUUUCAGCUCCAUUGAGGUGUAUGCUGCCCUCGCGACAGAGCAGAUUAACAGCGUCGAGGCCGACUCUGACUUUGUUGUUCGUAUUGGGACUUCCUCUCAGCAAACUCUGGCGUAUGGUGUCAAGUCCGCCGCUCUCAUCGCGUACUUGAACUGCUCGCUGCUUAAUGAGGAUGCGGCGGAUGUUGAGACUCUGCUUACAUGGCUCCAAGAGACCCUGGAAGAUCCAUUCCAGAUGGCGGACGAUACCCUUGCCCCCGUAGUGUUGAAGUCGCUUGCACUUGUGUGUCAAAUUUCGCCCUCCUCGGCAUCCGCCGUCAGCAGGAUCCUUCCACGUUUCCUUGUGCAGAGUGCCCCCCACGGAACCGCAGUUGGGAUCGCAUCGAAGAGCUUGGCCUUUGUGCUCAAACUACUGUCCAAGGAUGCUGUAAUCAGCACUCUCUACACCCUUGGAAAUGUCCUCAGCCCUGAAGCCGAGACCUCUCUCAUUAAUGGCCAGGCUAAUGGCAAUACAUCUAAUGAAGCGGGCCUCAAUGUCAUGUACGCGAACCGCCGCUCAGUGGCCAGCGCCAUUUCGCUGCGGGCCGAUGGCGAGGAGCCUGGUGUUGUAUACGAGAACGUGGUCCAAGCCAUUUGUGGGAUUGCCACGGCCUGCCAGGACGAAAAGAUUACGGCUCUAGCACAGUCGAUGCUUCUACAAAAGCUCGAGAAAGUCAGUGCCGUCGUUGAUGCCCAGAUCAUCGCCGGAGCUGGAAGCUUGGCCUUGAGUGGUGGUCAGCUGGAGUUCCGCUCACUUCUCAAAAUGUAUGCGAGAAUGUCUCAUGUAGGGGUGACAAACAAGGAUGACUCCAUCCUCGGUGCAGUUAUGAAAGCUCGCACUCAUAUUUCAGCCAACCUGGACCGAGGUUCGGCUCUUUUUGACAUUUACUUAGAGCACAUCCUGGAGACCAUCAUCUCUCUUGGAGAUGUUCCUUCCUCGACGCACACUAAAGAGGCAGAUCUUCAGCUGGCUGCCUUGGAAAUCGCUGAACUCCUUCGCCCGCUGGCUGUCUUGAUGUCUACCAACGACUUCGCAGCCGAGCCUAUUGAAAGCGAUGAGUUCACGCAGCUGCUUCGAGAUGCGUGGUUCAACAUCGUCGUCCAUGGGUUCACAACAGCGACGGAGCGGGGCAAGAAAUACAUCAACGAGCUUAGGGUGAUCGCUGUUCAGUCCCCACCUCUCGUCGCAGAAAAGAGAAGCGAACAGGUUGAAAGUGAUAUUGAGCUCAAUACUGUGUUGAGGCGUGGCAACAGCAAUGAGCGAGAGGCUCUUCAGAAGAAGCUUCUGAGCGAGUUGAUCCCCACCAAGGCUGGUGAUAUCAAGGGUCUGAGCUACCGAAAGGUCAUCUUUUUGCAGGCUGCGUACCUGGUGGAAAGCCUCAGAGCCGACGGCGGCGACUGCACCAAGGUUCUCUCUUACUUCCUUGAGCCUAGUAUGCGCAAGGCGGAAGUCAGCAGUACCAUGGAGGGCAUUGCAGCCGCUGUCGUCGACAAGUAUCUGAGAAGAACACUUGCGGGCACGGAUCCGGCUUUCUCAGCUCAAUAUGCUGCGAAGCAGCUUGCCUCUAUUUUCUGCAUUUGCUGUCAUCGCAUUGAGAGAAUUCAACAAGCUGCGUUCGCAUGUGCUGACCGGAUUAUCCGGGAUGUGCCCUCUGCGCUGUGCAGCCGAACUUCCCUGUUCGCCCUUCUCGAACUCUUGUCCUUGAUGUGGACUGGGUGUUUGGAAGCCGAGACUGAUAUCUACACUCCGCGGGCAACAUUCAGCUCUGAGCUUGGCAAUGUAACUGUUGAGCUCUCCGAUGACUAUGACUUCCGCCGCUGGACCUUGGAUAUUCUCAACAGAAAGGCCAAGACUUGGGUAAACACCGCUAUCAGCCUGGCUCCCCUUGAUGUCAAAGGACUUCUUCAAACCUACCUCUCGGAGUUCAAUGAUGAUGGUGCGUAUGGCCAUAUCUCCCUUGGAAGGUCAUUCGCUCUUGAGCUCGGCUCUGUGAUUCCAUCCACAGACCAGCGACUUCAAUCCCUCGAGCGGGUCGGAGACUGCGAUAUCAACACUGCCUCGGACCUGAUUGCGCAAUAUACCACUCGACAGGAAUACCGAUAUGGAGAAAUUCUUCCCGAUCGUGCCAGUGAUCUGGUCAAUUACAUGCACUUGACUAGCCGCAAAACGUCUGAGGCGCAGUCACCUCUGAAUGAGAGUGCAAAUGCUUCCACGGCGCUGGCUCAUGUGGAAGCCAGAAUUCUCAGCAAGAAGUCGACGUCUUUGAAUGAAGUCCGAGACAUUUUGCGAAGAGCGGCAGCUUUGCUGUGUCGCAGCCAAGUCGACGAGUCUGCAAUUGCUCGCUAUCUCGUCAGCAUUCCUUUUGCCUUGUUCACUAAGCAGUCCAUUAAACUUGGUGUGUCUCUCUGGCUUGGUGUCAUAAACGAAAAUCCUCGGCUAGAGUCCAAGCUUGUCAACGAGAUUGCACAGCAGUGGGAGUUCAGCAUCGCCCGAAAGCUAGGAUUGUUCCACCCAUCCUUGACCCAUCCAGACCCUUUCUUCCUUAAAGAGGAGUUUGCUCCCAGUGAUUUGGAAGCGCUUGGAAAGCGAAAGCAGCUGGUUCAUGACCUGCUGUCACCACACACCCGUCUCUUGCAAUUCUUCGGGAGUCAUUUCAACGCAACUCGUCUCAGCAGUGUUGAUACCCGCCGUGUUUUCCUCCGCAUGCUAGACUUAACACUCGACGCUAUGAAGAAUGCAUCCCCUCACCCAAUGGCCAGAGAGCUUCGGUUCCUCGUCAUUCUCUACGCACUAAGGAUGCUACGUGCCAGCACCAUGAUUGGGGCUACCGCACAAUGGAGACUGAAGGAGAAGAUCUUGUCUGCUGGGUUAAGCUGGUUUAGGCACUCCCCCAAGUGGUCAUUUGGUAGCAACAGGCUUCAAUUGAAGACUGAGAUACGCCUUAUCACGGACGUCCUGGCUGCCCUUAAGGCGAUCAGCUUCAUCGGUGGACAGACCGUCGGGAACCUAAAGUCGCUCCAGCCAAAGGAGCAGCUCCUUCAGCUGCUUCUCGAAAAUGAACAGUCACGAUUGGCCGUUUGGAUUAACCCUCUCAACGUGCCUGGAGGUCACAGCCACGUUCAUAGCGCAGCGAAAGCCGCCACAGAGGCAACACUUUGCUCCUUAGUUCGAACAGCCUGGUGGCUCGAUCCGGCCAUUGCCAUUGAGCUUGCCACGAGAUUCUCCUUCCCUCGACUGCACAGAGAUAUCCGCUUCCUACUCCUCACCAUGCCAGAGAGAGCAAUUUCAGAGCCAGAAGCUCUACCAAUUGUGUACGACGGACAUCUGCCCGGUGAUUGCAGCUCACAGUUGAAGUAUCUCUUAUUCUGGGAGCCUGUCAAUCCUGUGACAGCUGUCACCAUGUUCUUGCCCGCCUACAAGGACCAUCCACUAGUCAUCCAAUAUGCCAUGAGGGCGCUUGAGUCUCAUUCUACAGAUGUGACCUUCUUCUACGUUCCUCAGAUUGUUCAGACACUGCGAUAUGAUGCUCUGGGAUAUGUUGAGCGCUAUAUCAUCGAAACCGCGCAAUUCUCCCAGCUGUUUGCUCACCAGAUUAUCUGGAACAUGAAGGCCAACUCCUAUAAGGAUGAUGAUGCGCAAAUCCCUGAUGAGAUCAAGCCAACUCUAGAUCGUGUCAUGAGCAAGAUGGUUGGAAGUUUUGCAGCUGAAGACCGAGAUUUUUACGAACGAGAAUUCUCCUUCUUCGAUGAGGUCACGAACAUCUCUGGCAAGCUCAAGCCCAUCCGAGAUCGCCCCAAGGAUGAGAAAAAGCAGAAGAUCGAGGAAGAACUUCGAAAGAUCAAGGUUGAGGUCGGGGUGUAUCUGCCCAGUAAUCCGGAUGGUGUUGUCAUUGGUAUCGACCGCAAAUCUGGAAAGCCACUGCAGAGCCAUGCCAAAUGCCCCUUUAUGGCAACAUUCAGGAUCAAGAAGAACAAACCCGGUCUCCUUGAAAGCGAGGUAAUGAUCGAGGAGACCAAAGUGUCCGAGAAAGAAGGCCACGAGAGCAACGGCACCCUGGAUAACACCAUUGAGGUGUGGCAGUCUGCCAUCUUCAAGGUUGGAGAUGACUGUCGCCAGGAUGUUUUGGCAUUGCAGAUGAUCGCUGCCUUCCGUGGAAUCUUCCACAAUGUUGGUCUCGAUGUCUACGUCUUCCCUUACAGGGUCACUGCUACAGCUCCUGGUUGCGGUGUGAUUGAUGUGUUACCUCACUCGAUUUCCCGAGACAUGCUCGGCAGAGAGGCAGUCAACAAGUUGUAUGACUACUUCAUUUCCAAGUAUGGAAACGAGGAUUCCUUGCGGUUCCAAGAAGCCCGAAGCAACUUUGUCAAGUCCAUGGCGGCAUACUCCAUCAUCUCCUUCCUGCUGCAGUUCAAGGAUCGACACAACGGCAACAUCAUGAUCGACGACGCCGGCCACCUUCUCCACAUUGACUUUGGUUUCUGCUUCGACAUUGCCCCCGGAGGCAUCAAAUUCGAGCGCGCCCCUUUCAAGCUCACGCAGGAGAUGCUGGCUGUCAUGGGAGGCUCGACCGACCACCAGAGCUUCAAGUGGUUCGAGGAACUCUGCGUCAAGGCCUUCCUUGCAAGCCGGCAGUACUGCGAGAAGCUCUGCCAGAUGGUGCAGCUCAUGAUGGACAGCGGUCUGCCCUGCUUCAAGCCCGAGACGGUCAAGAACUUCCGAUCCAGGUUCGUUCUCGAGAAGACGGAGCGCGAGGCGGCCGAUUACGUCAAGGACCUCAUCAAGAGGAGUUACUCCAGCUACAGCACGGGUGUUUACGAUCAGUUCCAGCUGAUCACCAACGGUAUUCCGUAUUAA